This is a messenger RNA of Trichosurus vulpecula (common brushtail), 445 nucleotides long. Its product is annotated as disks large homolog 2-like. The transcript is spliced from 3 exons. Gene Ontology annotation, molecular function: protein binding. Gene Ontology annotation, biological process: chemical synaptic transmission. The record is from RefSeq and is a predicted model, not a curated record. Gene Ontology annotation, cellular component: postsynaptic density membrane; neuromuscular junction; neuron projection. The coding region runs from base 137 to 445 and encodes 102 amino acids. NCBI's taxonomy places the organism in Eukaryota, Metazoa, Chordata, Mammalia, Diprotodontia, Phalangeridae.
AGGUCUAGGCUUCAGUAUCGCAGGAGGUGUGGGCAAUCAACACAUCCCUGGAGACAACAGUAUUUAUGUUACUAAAAUUAUAGAUGGAGGCGCAGCACAGAAAGAUGGACGUUUGCAAGUAGGAGACAGACUACUAAUGGUAAAUAACUACAGUCUAGAAGAAGUAACACAUGAAGAAGCUGUAGCGAUAUUGAAGAACACUUCAGAUGUAGUUUAUCUAAAAGUUGGCAAACCAACCACCAUUUAUAUGACAGAUCCUUAUGGCCCACCUGAUAUUACUCACUCUUAUUCUCCACCAAUGGAAAAUCACAUUCUCUCUGGCAACAAUGGCACUUUAGAGUACAAAUCUUCCCUGCCACCUAUCUCUCCUGGAAGGUACUCGCCAAUUCCAAAGCACAUGCUUGUUGAGGACGACUACACCAGGUCAGUCAUCCUUGUUGCUUAA